UUACAUUAAAAAAAAAAGAAAAAGAAAAAAACCCGUAGCAGCUACAGGUUCUGGAGACAAAAAAAACCUCUUUUUCCCUCUUCUACUUUUUGAUUGAGGCAUUUUGUCAAAUAGUUGUAGUACAUUAACAAUUUCCACAAUUUACUCAUUUAAUCCGCCUCUUGCUUCUGCUGUUUACUGCGUGGAAACUUAACGCUUGCUUUGAUUUCUUAUUCUUCCAUUAAAAGAUGAAUGAAUUGUUACAGAAUCAUCUGUUCGCGACCCAUGCAAUUGCUGCCUCUGCUUCAGUCACUCUUGCCACUGCUCUUACCUAUCCUCUUGACACCAUCAAAACACUUAUCCAGGUUGGUUCAGGACCCAGUAAGCAAUUAACAGCAACUCAACUCUUAAACAGAGUGCAAAAUUUGUCUGGCAAUUCCGGUCUCUACUCUGGACUUGGGUGGUUAACUUAUGGAAGAAUUCUGGGCCUUGGUUCUCGCUUUGGGGUCUAUGAAAUUUUGUCAGCAUUUUAUAAAGAUGGCAGAGAAGACAACUAUGUUUAUGUUUCAGAGGCCUUUAUGGCUGGAAUGGCAGCUGGUGUGGCAGAAUCAUUAUUAAGCUCUCCAUUUGAAAUCCUUAAAGUUCGUAGCCAGGUGAACUCUGCCUCUCGUGUUACAAGCACUACCCCAAUUACAGAAAAGAGAAUUGUUGCCCCUGUGGUUACAAGAUUACUACAUGGAUAUACUCCUGAUAUGAAGGCAUUAAACCAUUCUGAUGGUCUUCUAUCGAUCCUAAAUGCCAAACAUCCCAAUAUGAUUGGUGCAUUACAAGAGUACCCAUGGAUGAUGACUGGGUCUGGUAGGCUGCCAUCAGUUUGCGAUGUUAGGAAAGCAUCAGAUAUUAUCUCUCUUGAAGGAUGGGGUGCAUUAUGGAGAGGCUUGCGUUCAGGAAUUGCAAGAGAUUCUGUCUUCUGUGGCAUAUUCUUUUCCAGCUGGCAAUUUCUCCACCAAGCAAUGCUGAACUGGAAGGCAGUUGGGAUGGAUCCUCCACCCAGGUCCGAUGAAGAAAUAGGCCCACUGUCUCCUUUGGCUGUUAGUGUUGCAGCUGGAGUUUCGGGUACGCUUGCUGCUGCUGCAUCUCACAGUUUCGACACUGCCAAAAGUCGAUCAGAGUGUGCAGUGCUGCCCAAGUUUAUUUCCAUGGAAAGAAGGCUUUUAAAAUGGAAAGUACCAGGGAAGAGGUUUGAGAAAUUGACAGGGAUCCACCCUGCAGAUAGAAACCUCUUGUACCGCGGCAUUUGGGUUAGGACGGCUCGCAGUGGGCUUGCCUCAUUUCUGAUUGUCGGGAGUUAUUUUUUGGCUAUUGAUCACUUUGUUUCAUACUGAAUUAUCAGCAGAAGUCAAAUAUUUUAGAUGGCAUAACAUUUUCAAUGUAAAGCUGAUAAUUUUAGUUCAAAUUUUACUCUCAUCCUGACUUAAAGAAUACUAAAUAAAAUUAAGUUAUA
Carica papaya (papaya) is the source of this 1483-nucleotide messenger RNA. Its product is annotated as Mitochondrial substrate carrier family protein. Lineage: Eukaryota; Viridiplantae; Streptophyta; Magnoliopsida; Brassicales; Caricaceae. Gene Ontology annotation, biological process: transport. The record is from RefSeq and is a predicted model, not a curated record. Gene Ontology annotation, molecular function: transmembrane transporter activity.